Candida dubliniensis CD36 is the source of this 2136-nucleotide messenger RNA. Its product is annotated as ATP-dependent 5'-3' DNA helicase. The coding region runs from base 1 to 2136 and encodes 711 amino acids. The transcript has a single exon. Gene Ontology annotation, molecular function: 5'-3' DNA helicase activity; RNA binding; DNA binding. The record is from RefSeq and is a predicted model, not a curated record. Lineage: Eukaryota; Fungi; Ascomycota; Pichiomycetes; Serinales; Debaryomycetaceae.
AUGAAAUUAUUUGACCAAUUUAAAGAUGCAAUAUUGAACGAACAAAAAGAAGACAUUGCAUUGACUACGUCUUAUAUCAAUAAUUACCCUCCCAAAAAACUAGCACAACUUGGAUUGGGGAUAAUCAAUUUACAAAUUGUCAAUGUUAGAACAGGAUUAGGUGGGAAAACUAUAUUGGAACUACAACUAGACCCAGCAUUUUCUGAUGGAGAAAUCAACACUUCGACAUUACGUACUGGGGAUAUAGUAAAAUUGGCUAAAAUGACAUCAUCUGCAUCAAACCAGAAGUUGGAAAAGAAGAAGCCAUUAAAAAAUCACAAGGAAGAAUCCCAAGCCCAAAAUCAGUCUGAUGUUGGCAUUGAGGCAGUUGUAAUAAAAGUUUCCACCCAAACAAUAUCGAUAUCUGUCGAUGAAUCAACUGAUGAUUCGAAAAUUCUACAGUAUUACAAUAAUACUAAUGAUCUGGCAAGAAUGUGGUUGGUCAAAUUAACCAAUUCGAUCACGUAUAAACGAAUGAUCUCUACCAUGGAUAAAGUUCUUGAUAUGAAGGAGAGUGAUAAAAAUGAUAUUCACAAGAUUUUGUUAGGUGAAAGUCAGUAUAUACCGAAAUCGAAAUCUAAUGGAACAAGCAAUAACAACCAUGGCGAGAACAAUUUUUUCAAUGACCAAUUGAAUGCAUCACAACGACAAGCCAUUGAAUUUGCAAUUAAUGAUUCUAAUAUAACUAUUAUUCAUGGACCACCAGGAACGGGAAAAACAUAUACUUUGAUUGAAUUAAUUCAACAAUUAACAUCAAAAGGAGAAAAAGUCUUAGUUUGUGGUCCGUCAAACAUUUCUGUCGAUACUAUUUUAGAACGACUUGGAAAUAAAUAUGAACCAAUGAAAUUAAUAAGAAUCGGACACCCGGCACGAUUAUUGGUGAAAAAUUUACAGCAUUCAUUAGAAAUCUUAUCAAAAACUUAUGGGCGAGAAAUUAUUAAUGACAUAUCAAGUGAAAUUCAAUCGGUGUUGACCAAAAUUAAAAAAUGUAAAAAAUAUGGCGAACGUAAAGCAUUAUAUUCAGAGUUGAAAUUGUUGAAAAAGGAAUUAAGACAACGAGAAAGGAAAAUCGUCAAUGAAUUGUUGGUACAAGCACAGGUUGUUGUUGCUACUUUACAUGGAUCUGGAUCAUUUGAAUUGAAAAACAGUGUGGGUAACAAUGAUAGCAGCGGUAUGGUAUUUGAUACGAUUAUUAUCGAUGAAGUAUCACAAUCCUUAGAACCGCAAUGUUGGAUACCAUUACUAUUGAGUAAUAGAUUCAAGCGAUUAGUUAUAGCUGGUGACAAUAUGCAGUUACCACCAACUAUAAAAAAGCAAAAGAGUAACUCAUCGUCCUCUGCAUCAAUAUUAGCAACUACAUUAUUUGAUAGACUAGUGAAACAUUGUCAAGGUGAUCAAUACAAAAAAUUAUUGGAUGUCCAAUAUAGAAUGAAUAAAAGUAUAAUGCAGUUCCCCAGUAUGCAAUUGUAUGAUAAUCAAUUGAAGUGUGAUGAUUCUGUGCGGGACAUUAGUUUAGUUGAUUUACCAGGGGUUGAAAUAAACGAUGAUACAAUGACGAAAUGUAUAUGGUAUGAUACAGAGGGGGGUGAAUUUCCUGAACAGAUCAGUGAAUCGGUAGAUGGGGAUUCCAAGUACAAUGACAUGGAAUUACUAGUUGUCAAAGGACAUAUCAAGAAGCUAUUAUCUUGUGGAGUUCGGCCGCAAGAUAUUGGUGUUAUUGCUCCUUAUUCGGCACAAGUUCAAAAUCUAAAGAAACAAAUGGGUUUGGGUGAUGGUGCAAAUGGUGAUAAGGACGGUCAAAUUGAAAUAAGUACGGUGGAUGGUUUCCAAGGAAGGGAAAAAGAAGUGAUUAUAUUGACAUUAGUUAGGUCGAAUGACUCACGAGAAAUUGGAUUUUUAAGUGAACAAAGAAGAUUAAAUGUUGCUAUGACAAGGCCAAAGCGGCAACUUUGUGUUGUCGGAGAUUUAGAAUUGAUGAAUCAAAGUGGUAAUAAAUUUCUACAAAGUUGGAGUAAGUUUGUUGAAGACGGGAAUAAUGAUGGAGAAGUUAUUUUUGAAAUAGAUUAUCCCAAUUUGGAUGAUUAUAUAGAGAGUUGA